CCUUUAAAGUGCGAGAGCAAUGUGGGCACUGCAAGGCUGUUUAAAAGCUAAUGGAGUUUCCUGAAGGGACCAGCUCGAAGUUAGCGAACACAGGCUUAAGAUUUUCUUACUCAUACUCCACUGUGGCACACAGGCAGCGCUAACUAUCAAGGGAUUUGAUUUUCGGUUUGAAGAGCAAGAUGAAGUUUUUUCUUCUGAUGAUUUUCUACUUGAUCAGUUCCCCUGUAGCUAAAUGCCAUCAUGAUCGUAGCAGUGAUUCAGACAGUGAUGAGGUAAGACUGAAUUCUCAUCACUAUAGCAGUGAGUCUGACAGUGAUGAGAGAGGCAAUUGGUACCCGGGCUUUCGGCCCAAGCCUAUUCCUCCCUGGCCUUCCUUCCCUUUCUGGCCUCUGUUUCCUGGUCUGUGGCCGAAGCCACCACCCGUUCCUGCCCCUCCUCCACCGCCACCUCCACCUCCACCUCCACCUCCAGCACCAAAACCAAACCCAACCCCAACCCCAACCCCAACCCCAAAACCAACCCCAACCCAGACCACAGCUGUUCGAACCCCGCGAGGAGACAACAGAUGAACUGUGCUGAUCUGAGAGCAGGAAUGGCAGAUUGAAUUACUUUACUUUCAUUCUCCAACAACUGCUCAGUGAUAAGGAAAUGUAUGCAGUGUGGGUUUUUUGCACUUAUAUAUGUUGGUAGUAUUUUAUCAUGUUGAAGUCAUGUUUGAACCAGAUUGACUUUUACAACUUGACUAUAGCUAACAUAACACAUUGAAUUUCAGUGAUAAAUAACACUAGUAGCAGUAAAAACACUAACCUGCUGGAAUACAAUAAUAACUCCUUACAAGUGGUGAGAAAUUACCUGAUCUCUACAGCAUCCCUGACCACAAAUAGGAAUAAAGCACAAAUAUAACACAAAGUACAGCAGACCUAAUUCUCUUUAGAUGUCAGGAGAGUCUGCAAGAGCUCCAGACUGGGCCCAGACCCUUGUGGGGCCCUAAUCAGGACCUGGUACACUUAACCUGGUAAAACAAUACUUGUUUGGUACAGUAUGAUUCAUAAUAACUGAAAUAUAAAAAGAAACAGAAAUGGCAAUAGCAAUGAAAAUAAAAGCCAUAGGAAAUGAGACCUUAAAGCCCCUAAACCCAAAAUGUGCAACAGUGAGCUGGCAGAAAUACAACACCUCCCUCUGACUUCAGAGCUGAUUGCCACAGAGAUGACUCACACAUCAGCUGUGAGAGAACAUGUGAGUUGAUCAUCCAUAGUGUGUCCCUGUCAGACGAGGCCAGAUGCUGGUGCAGACACCCUGACCUUGGAAACUCAUCAAAGAUUUGUUAACCUUUGGGUGUGGAUGAAGUCUUCCAAACACAUUAUCAUCCUGAUCACAUUCCUCCAGGUCAACCCACAUUCCUACAACCAAACAGCCAAUUAAAGAGAUCAUCAGUUUGUUCCCUGGCAUUGAAUUACUCACAAAUGAUUUCUACACUGUUUUUCCACUUUGAUCUUUGGUUACUUUGGAGCAGCACAACAAGCUGUAUGUUUACAGUCAAUCUAUAAUUUUGUAAAGAGAACAAAAACAGAGCUAAAAGAGAGUGAAUAUUGGACUUACAUUCAUCAGGUGGCCAGAAACGUGA
This is a messenger RNA of Siniperca chuatsi (mandarin fish), 1624 nucleotides long. RefSeq names its product leucine-rich repeat extensin-like protein 6. The coding region runs from base 180 to 569 and encodes 129 amino acids. The transcript is spliced from 3 exons. The record is from RefSeq and is a predicted model, not a curated record. Lineage: Eukaryota; Metazoa; Chordata; Actinopteri; Centrarchiformes; Sinipercidae.